This is a messenger RNA of Aspergillus pseudonomiae, 2014 nucleotides long. Its product is annotated as putative C6 transcription factor. The transcript has 6 exons. Bases 37 to 1905 code for a protein of 622 amino acids. Lineage: Eukaryota; Fungi; Ascomycota; Eurotiomycetes; Eurotiales; Aspergillaceae. The record is from RefSeq and is a predicted model, not a curated record. Gene Ontology annotation, molecular function: zinc ion binding; DNA binding; DNA-binding transcription factor activity, RNA polymerase II-specific. Gene Ontology annotation, biological process: regulation of DNA-templated transcription; DNA-templated transcription.
CUUUGUUGGGCGAUACCUUAUGUGCAAGUGAACAAGAUGCCACAGCGUCCCCGAAAAUUUCAGCGCAUCUCAAGGGCUUGUGACUUUUGCCAUCGACGUAGCAUAAAAUGCACGAAGCCCCGAGGCCCACUCCACCCCUGUGGGAACUGUGUAGAUUUUGAUAUACCUUGUACCUAUGAGCGUCCGUCACGGAGAAGGGGUGGGAAUAGAGGAGCCCGCCAAGAGAGACACGAGCCUGCAAGUCAACAGAAUACGGAAGUCGGAGUUGCCACCACCCCCUCUCGACCAGUUCAUUCGGAUGAUGCUUUUCACUCUGGCAUGAAUCCUCAAUUAUCCAUGGCAGUCAAUAACUCCUGGGCAACUGUGGAUCAGGAGUAUAGCUCCGAUCCAUCAUUGAAUCCCUGGAAGGCACUUGCAAUCGCCUGUCAGUCUGUGGUGCAGGAUCUCGCCCAGGUAUACUUUGAGAUUGUCUACCCGAUAUUUCCUUUCUUUCAUCGACCGUCAUUCUUGAGAGUCCUCCAUAAUAAAAAGCAUCUUGAGGACCAGGGUCUAUUUGCCUCAACAAUGGCAAUGUGCUCCCUAGCCUCUGCACGCGCUAGGGAUGGCGCUUUAUAUUCGAAUCGGCGAUCACCAUCUCAGCUCUCCCAUCCGCCACCGGAGGUUUUCUGGACAGCAGCUGCGGAGUCUAUACCUCGCAACCUGGCUGCAGCAAGAGGCAUCGAAUAUAUGAGGGCAUGUGCGAUUCUCAGCAUUACCGCUAUUCAAAAUGGUCAGAUCCGGGAGAUGCAUAAAUAUCUAGGGCACUAUCAUACAUUAAGUAUUAUGGAAGGGCUACAUGAUGAGAAGUCAUGGCCUAAAGACUUGAGUACCAUUGAGGUUGAGGUUCGACGGAGGCUGUUCUGGUCUAUGUAUACACUUGAUGUUUAUUCGGCGACCGUGUGGGGAGGCAUGGUCCGCUUCAGAGAAAUCCAGUCAAAUGUACGCUACCCCAGAGAGGUAAAUGACGACCUGCUGGAUUUCGAAAACAAAGCACAAAUAUCGGCGGAUUAUACCACUCCGGCUUCUAAUACUUAUGAAUACUCUGUAUGGAUGCGGGGGUGGAAUUUCACUACUGAUCUUUAUAGAAUAUUGGAGCAUGCUAUUGAUGGCCAGCGGCAAACGCUGCGCGGCGAGAAUGAGAGCCCUUGGUCAUUAUUUCGUCCUAACCCUGUCCCAGGCCAUUUAAUUAUAAAGCAUGUACAUUCUAUGUUCUCAGCUUUACCGUCGCAGCUUCGAUUAACCGGACCCGUCACUGGCGACCCUGAGAAUGAUAUUGUGGGAUUCCAAUCAGCCAAUAUUCAAGCAACGCUCCAGCUUCUUAACAUGGUCCUUUCUUCAAAUGAGGACCAAGGAAUAGAGGAGAAAUGCGAAGUUGCUGGUAACGUGCUCAACGUGUUUACCAAAGUCCCGAUUGAAUAUCUAAAAGCUAUCAGUUCUCCACUGCUCUAUCACUUGGGGGGAAUUGGGUUUAUUCUUGGAUCUGUCAUGGAAGGAAGCCUCUCUGAGGUGUCUUAUCAAAGAAUCCGCAAGCUUCUAUUAGAGAUGGCAGCACUUCUGUAUCAAAUGGAAUCGGGACUUACCUGCUCCACUGGCGCCAGUGAACGACUCAAAACACAAGUUAUGCGUAUAGAUGAGUAUAUGGAUAAGACUCGGCAUGCCAGUAUGCACGCUGGGCUGGCAGAAAUCGGCCAAUCGCAACACUUCGAAGGCUACGUACAACCUUCUGCAGUCCAGUCUGCAGACUUUGAUGAUCCGCUAACUUGCUUUGAACUGCCUUCAGACUUACUGGAUGACUGGCCAUGGUCGUCCGGUGCUGGCUCGUUAGGUGGGAUGUUUCCGAUGGCGUUAGCGAAGACAGAUAACUAGAUGGUUCGUUGACUUAUUCAAAUUUUCCAAACCUCCAAUCUUCCUACCAUGGCGGUGAUGUAUAAUAGACAUAGAACAGAGUAAUGCGACUUCUAAGGAAGAUGUCAAA